Molecule: messenger RNA, 9402 nt
Organism: Pteronotus mesoamericanus
Lineage: Eukaryota; Metazoa; Chordata; Mammalia; Chiroptera; Mormoopidae
Gene: EYS
Product: eyes shut homolog
Biological process (GO): Notch signaling pathway
Molecular function (GO): calcium ion binding; Notch binding
Source: RefSeq, a predicted model, not a curated record
AUGACUAACAGCUCAGUUAUGCUUCUAAGCUUGUUGAUUCUUCACAGCAUGUCUACAAAUGGAGAAACAACAUGUAAAUGGCAAUUGGUGGAAGAAUGGCAUACGCAGCCCUCAUCAUAUGUGGUUAAUUGGACACUAACAGAAAACAUCUGCAUGGAUGUCUAUGGAGAUUCCUGGUUUGAGGACAUAUGUACUAAAAUGAGUAAUUCAGGCAAUCAGUCUCUUCCCCAGAUUUGCCCUUUGCAAAUUCAAUUAGGAGACAUUCUUCUAAUUUCAUCUGAACCGUCUCUACAAUCUCUGGAAAUAAAUUUGAUGAAUGUUUCUGAAGCAUCAUUCACUGACUAUCUGCAGAAUACCACAACUGAAGAACGGUUACUUUUUGGUUGCACUAAAGGAAUGCACACGGUGAACUCUAAGUGGCUGGGUGUUGGGACACAUUAUUUUAUCACAGUAAUGGCAAGUGGUCCAUUGCUUUGUCAAUUGGGACUUCGACUAAAUGUGACAGUGAAAGAGCAGUUCUGCCAGGAAUAUCUGAGUUCAGAAUAUUGCUCUAGGUAUGGUCAAUGUCGUACUGAAAUUUGGAGCAAGACAUAUAACAGCUAUUGUGAGCCUCCAUUUUCUGGAAAAUACUGCCAGGAACUUGAUGCAUGUUCUUAUAAACCAUGUAAAAAUAAUGCCAAUUGCAUUAAUAAAUGUGAAAAAAGGACUAAGCAAGGAUAUGAAUGUAUCUGUCACCCACCAUUUACAGGCAUGAAUUGUUCAGAAAUAAUUGACCCAUAUCAACCACAUAUCUGUUUCCAUGGGAAUUGCAGCAAUAUUACUGCAAAUAGCUUCAUUUGUGAAUGUGAUGAACCAUAUUCACGUCCAUUCUGUGAAGAACUACUGGAAUGCUGUUUUUCUCCAUCAGGUUGGAAAAGAGGAAUUUACCAAAAUAAAAGCUCUGCUUAUAUGUGUGUGUGCCCAGGGGGAUUUCUCAAUCAAAACUGUGAAACUGAUGUCAAUAAGUGUUUAUAGAAACCAUGUCAAAAUGGUGCUGACUGCACUGACAUUGCAAAUGAUACCAUAUGCAUCUGUUCACCAAUAUUUACAGACAAGCUUUGUAAGAGACUUCAAAUACCAUGUGACUAAUUGUUUUGCAAGAAUAAGACAUAUAUGAACUAUGAGGAAGAUUAUCAUUGCCGUUGUAUGCCAAGAUUUACUGGAAAGAACUGUGAGAAAGUAAUUGACCACUGUAGACUGCUCAGCAUCAACUGUCUGAAUGAAGGAUGGUGUUUCAAUAUAAUUGGAAGAUUCAGAUAUGUAUGCAAAAGAAAUUCAUGUUGGUUUCUGAAGAAUGUUCGUUUAAUUCAUCUGUACCUCUGCUACUGUGGAUCCAUCAGCCAUGAUAUUUGCCAAACUAAAUUUCCUCAUUCCCAUCAAUUUAAAUAUAUGUGGCAAUUGGGAUUUACAUGUGCAAAUGGAUGCAGUUGUUUGACUGAAGAAUAUACUAAGGAAUAUUUUUGUCUAUAUAUUCCGAAGGCAUAGAAAAAAAAUCAGGAAAACACAACUAACUUUCAAGAAAGUGGGUGUCAACUUGAAGCUAUUUAUGAUGAUUAAUUUAAUAUAUCCAGAUGCAGCUGCUCUCUCAGUUACAUUGACAGAUUCUGCAUUCUCAAUGCUGGAGAUUGCUCUGGAAACCAGAGUACAUCAUCACACAGCCUCUGCCGGGUCCAUUUGCACAGCUGUAACUGUAGCUGUCUGUUAAUAUAUAAAAGGAAGAUAUGUGAAAUAGAAACUGAAGAUUGUAAAUCUAAGCCCUGCAAAAAUGGAACAACUGAUAUCAUUUUAAGUGUCUCCUUCUACUGCACAUGUGUCCCUGGAUUUAAAGGCAAUGAUACAAAAUGUGACAUAGAUGCAGAUGAGUGUGCUUCACAUCCCUGCAUGAAUGGAGCUACUUUCAUUGGCCAAUCUGGUAAUUACUUCGCCAACUGUCUAUGUCCUUUUCCAGUAGUUGCUGGCUUCUCCUGCUUAUGCCGCCUGAGCUCCACGGGCCUGGGAAGGGAACAGGACACUGACAACUGCAUCCUGAAUGCCUGUGAGCUCAAUGCUACCUGCAAAGAUCUGCAUCCUAGCUACCAGUGCAUGUGCCCAUCUGGUUGGGAAGGAAAUUUUUGUGAAAAAGAAUCCAAUGACUGCAAAAUGAAUCCUUGUGAGAACAAUUCCACCUGUACUGACCUUUGUAAUAGCUAUCGCUGUGAAUGUACAUCUGGAUGGACUGGACAAAAGUGUAGUGAAGAAAUAAAUGAAUGUGACUCUGACCUAUGCAUGAACGGAGCUCUUUGUCACAAAUCUACCAUCCCUGGGCAAUUUGUAUGCCUGUGUUCCCCCUUUUAUACAGGAAAAUUUUGCCAUCAACACUAUAACCCUUGUGAUCCACUCACUGACCCUUGCAGACACAACUCAACAUGCCUGACUUUGGUAGAUGGAAACCAUUAUUGUAUUUGUAGAGAAGGAAUUGAAGGGGAACACUGUGAAAUUAAAAUGAAUGAGGGCUUCUCCCUUUCCUGUCAGAAUUAUGGUGACUGUGAAGAUGGGGUUAACAAUUUCAGGUAUGUUUGCAGACCCUGGUUUCCUGGACUUCUGUGUGAAAUUGAAACUGAGUGUUCCACUUAACCUUGCAAAAAUGAUGGACAGAUUGCUUUCCAAAAACAGAAUCGUCACCUGCCUGAAAGUGACGGUGGGGCAAAUAGGUACUCUUCUCAUGAUGAAAACCUGGCCAGGAAAAAAGAGCGGUACCAUGAAUUUCUCUGUGAAUUGGAUAUGGAUGAAUGUGAAGUAGUCUCACCUUGCCUAGAUGGAGAAAAGUGUAUCAACAGAACCGGACCAUACAACUGCCUCUGUGCUCCUGGUUACACAGGCAUCAGCUGUGAAGUAAAUACAGAUGAAUGUGUAUCAAAGCCCUGUCUCCACAAUGGAUCUUGUAUUGAUCUUGUCAAUCAUUAUAUCUGUGACUGCAAGAGCAGCUUUUAAACACACUGUGAAACAAAUGCAAACAAUUGCCAAUCUAAUCCUUGUCUACAUGGAAGAUGCUCAGAUCUCAUUACUGUGUAUCAAUGUUAUGAUACAGAAUGCACUUGCUCAAGGUGUGAUAUCAAGAGUAAUGGCUGCACAUCAAUCCCUUGUAUGAAUGAAGGUUCCUGUCAGAAGUCAGACCACAGCUUUACUUGCAUUUGUCCAAUAGGAUAGACUGGUGUGCACUGUGAGAUAAACACUGGCAGUUGUGCUGAGCCUGAACUGAGUUUGUAUCUCUGUCUUAAUGGAGGGAUUUGGGUUGAUGACUCUGGACACAUUUUUUGCUGCAGAGGUCUUCCUGGAUUUUCUGGUCAAAUUUGUGAAAUUAAUAUAAAUGAAUGUUUUUCAUCACCAUAUCUAAAUGGUGCAAACUGUGAAGAUCACAACAAUGGAUAUAUUUGCAAAUGUCAACAAGGACAGUCAGAACAUCAUUGUGAAAAGGGACUUUGUAUUCACAGCCCAUGUGUUCAGGAUAUACGCAUAGAAAGUAAACCUGGCUUUGACUUGACAUGUUUAUGCAUAUCUGGAUUUGUGGCCUGCUUCACUGGGUUUCUUUGUGGUGGUGAAAUAAGGAGAAUUAGCUGUUUUACCUCCUUCUCUCAAAGAACUGAUGCCAUUUUUACACAAACAUAUAUGGUGUCCUCUUCUGAGACUUUAGUCAGUAGCUUUCCAUCUCCAAGAGCUACAAGACUUUGGACCAUAAUGAAUACUUACGCAGUUGAUCAAGGUUCUAAAGAGAGAGACAUUUUCAAGCAUGAUAUCCUUUCAACUGCUGAUUUGUCAGUAUUAAGUAUCAAUAUACCUUUGGAAGAACUGAUUUCUACGAGACAGCUUUCAGCAAAAUAUAGUCUUUCCUCUUCCACAGAUGUUUUCUCUUCUCAGUCUCUGAAUUUUGAUGUUCAUGAUCCAACACAACUUGUCUGAGGCACAACAUCAGUACCACGAAUGCCGGUGCACACUUCAGCUGUCACACCAGGAUACUUUUUCCUCGAUAGGGAGAGGAUCUCAUUUAUCAUCUCCUCCUUACGGACAGAUUUUAUUUUUCCUACUCAGUCUUUGUUAUUUGACAAUGAUCAGACUGUUGCCUUUUCUGCUAUCACAGUGAGUUGGGUAAUUAGUGGCUUUCCAGGGGCUGAUACUGAGUUAAACGGGCACUCAUCCCUCUCCCCUGGAUUCCCGACCACAACCGCCCCCACAUGCAUACCUCCAAUUGCCUCUAGGGGGGCUCAAGAGGAUACUGAAGAAUAUUCAGCUGUUUCCUUAAUUUCAAGAAGAGAGUACUGGAGAUCGCUAAGCUCCUCGAUGUCUCCCAUUUCUCCUGCUAAGAUAAUUAUAUUUAAACAGGUAGCCGUCUUAAACUCAUCAACUCUGCACAGGUUCACUGCACAAACCUCCAUUCCCAGUGAAUAUCAGAUUAUUACUGAAGCAUUUAGCAACCAGAGACUCACAAACACCAAAUCACAAACUGCUGAUUCCUUAAGUGAAUUAAGCCAAACAUGUGCAACAUGUUCUAUGACUGAAAUAAAAUCCUCUCAUAAAUUCUCAGAUCAAGUUUUGCAUAGCAAACAGUCCCAUUUUUAUGAGACAUUCGGGAUGAACUCAGCGAUAUUAGCCAGCUGGUAUGCACUAAUGGGAACUCAAACUAUCACUUCUGGGCAUUCGUUUUCUUCUGCUACUGAAAUAACACCAUUAGUGGCAUUCACAGAAUUGCCAUCUUUAUUUCUGUCUAAAAAGAGUACAAAAGGCAUAAUUUUAUCCUCAUCCUUGGAGGAAGCCAUUACCCUAUCAAGUAAUUUGGAUGUUGAUUUAUGUUUGGAUAAGACUGGUUUAUCCAUUGUCCCUUCACAAACUGUGUUUUUAGAUCUGAAGAAUCCUGAUUUGACUUCAAAACUGACUACUGAUGAUCUGCUGCUAUCAAGAAACAUUUUUAAAAUAUUGAAAGUGGGAAAAUAUGGUAUAACUAUGGGUCCCACUGAGGUGCUGAAUCAAGAUGAUUUAUCAGGCAUGAAAGAGAGUAAAUGAUCUCAAAAACAGUUCAAACUUCUCACAAGUGAUAGUUCUCUGGAUUUUGAAUUAAAUUUACAGAGUCACCCAGCAACUGUACAUUCAAAUGACCUCAGAAACAACCCUCCAUCUUACAUGGCCUCGAUGUCCGAUAUUUUAGAAGCAACCUCUAACAUUGCAUUAUAUACCAUUUCACCAGCUCAGUCACUUCCAAUGCAGACUUCUUUCCCCAUGUCUGUAUUUAUGCCAGAUUGGCCAUAUUAUACAGAUCAUCUGACUUUAACAUCUGAUUUAAGAGAAGAGUUCAGAACUUCUUCAGAAUGGCCCCUGAGGGAACGCCAGCCCGGUGUGCACGACUGGGAAUCUGCUGCUGUAGGCCAGAGGCUUCCCAUCACUAGAUCUCUUACUUUGUCUUCACUGGAGUAUCUAGUACCUCGCCAGCUGAUGGUAUCUGAUUUCAGUUGUGUUUGUUAUUAUGGAAAUUCCUAUCUAGAAUUUCAGAAUAUAUUUUUAAGUUCACAAAAUAACAUCUCCCUAGAAUUUCAGACCUUCAACUCCUAUGGACUCCUGCUCUAUAUCAAGCAAGACUCAAAUUUAGUAGAUGGAUUUUUUAUCCAAUUAUUUAUUGAAAAUGGUACUUUACAAUACCACUUUUCCUGUACGGGUGAAGCAGCAUUGAAAAUUAUUAACACUACUCUUAAAGUGGAUCAUGGACAAAAGUAUUCACUGCUUAUCAGGCAAGAAUUGGACCCAUGUAAAGCUGAACUGACUAUUCUAGGGAGGACUAUCAAAGCAAGCGAAUCUCUCAAUCAUGUGUCUAGAAAACCACUGCCAGAAUCCGGUUCUGUCUUUGUUGGCGGCUUUCCAGGUCUUCAUGGCGCAAACCAGGAUCCUCUUCCCAUUGAGAAUUUUACUGGCUGCAUAAAAGGUGUAGAAGUCAAUAACUGGGGAUCUUUCAUACCAUCCAAGUCAGCAAAAAAAAUUCACACUGAUAAUUGCAGAUCCCAGGAUUCUACUCUGGCUGCAACGUCCUCCUUUGUUUCUCCUUCUGCUGGGACAGGAGGGGUGGACUCCACGUGGACUCCCUGCAGCCCCGCUCCUGCAGCGCCAUCUGUGUGCCAGGAGGACGUGUGCCACAACGGAGGCACUUGCCAUCCCGUCUUCCUCUCAAGUGGUGUGUUUUCAUUCCAGUGUGACCGUCCGCUGCAUUUCACUGGCCAUUUCUGUGAACAAGAUGCAGAUUUAGUUUUUCCAUCUUUCAAUGGGAAUUCCUAUUUAGAGCUGCCUUUUUUUUACAACCCUAAAUGAUUGAAGUUUUUGCUGGAGAAGGAACAUAAAAGAACUGUUGCCAUCUACUUGACUAGAAAGAUAAAUGCUUUGAAUGGAACCAUUCGAUUUCUUCAUUUAUUUCUUGUGGAAGGAAGGGCCACAGUUAAAUAUGGAUGUGGAAGUUCCCCAAAUAGCUUGAUUCUUUCUGCUAAUUAUAGCAUUAACACAAAUGCAUUUGUCCCUAUCACCAUACACUUCACGAUGCCUGCUGGCAGCCCUGGGGUUGCUCGUAUGAUUGAAAUGACUGCAGAUGGAAAGCCUCCAAUACAGAAGAAAGACUCCAAAAUAGCCCAUGCCGCUCAGGUACAUUUUGAAUCAAUGUUCCUUGGCCAUGUUCCUGAAAACAUUAAGAUCUGUAAGAAAGCGGGCCAUGUGUAUGGGUUCAAGGGCUGCAUAGAGCUUCAAGUAAACCACAAAGAAUACUUUAUCGUUCAGGAAGCACUUCAUGGAAGGAACAUUGAGAACUGCCAUGUCCCUUGGUGUGCUCAUCAUCGAUGCCACAACAAUGGCACCUGCAUUAGUGACAGUGAAAACUGGUUUUGUGCAUGUCCAAGGCCGUACUCAGGCAGGCUGUGCCAGUUUGCAACUUGUGAAAAUGACGCAUGUAGAGAUGGUGCCACGUGUGUUCCUAAAUCCGGGACAGACAUUGUCUGCCUCUGCCCGUAUGGGAGGCUUGGACUCCUCUGCACUGACGCUAUUAAUAUUACUCAGCCCAGGUUCAAUGGCAUGGAUGUAUUUGGAGACACUUCAUUCCUGGCUUAUUCAUGGAUCCCAGAUAUCAGCUUCGAUUAUUAAUUCCACUUGAAUUUUCAGCUAGCAAAUAACCCCUCGACACGGCAAAAUAACUUAAUACUUUUCACUGGGCAGAAGGGGCAUGGGCUGGAUGGCGGUGAUUUCCUGGCAGUGGGCUCGCGUAACGGCAGUGCGGUGCACAGUUAGAACCUGGGAUCCGGCCUAUCAAGCAUCAGCAGCGAUCCUCUUGAUCUGAGCCUUGGGAUUCACACGGUCCAUCUAGGGAGGUUCUUCCAAAUGGGUUGGCUGAAGGUUGAUGAUCAGAAACAUAAAUCCAUUACCUCCCCUGGAAAACUGGUCAGUCUCAAUGUCUUCAGCCAGUUUUAUGUGAGUGGCUACGGGGAAUACACCCUGGAUCUCUUGCCAAAUGGAGCUGAUUUUUAAAAUGGCUUUCAAGGUUGCAUUUUCACUAUUCAAAUUCGCCCUAGGAAGGAUGGCCAUUUCAGAAGGCUGGGAAAUGCUGAGGCCCCAAAUGCUGGGCACAGCGUUGGCCAGUGUGAUGCUUCUCCUUGUAGUUUAAUGAUCUGUGACAAUGGUGGGACAUGCAGAGACAGUGGAUCUACUGUUUACUGUAGCUGUCCCACUGGGUGGAAAGGAGCUUUCUGCACUGAGACAGUUUCCAGCUGUGACCCUGAACAUGACCCUCCACACCAGUACAGCAAAGGAGCAACUUAUGUCUCACUGCCUCAUGGAUACACCUAUUACUCUCCUCUAGGAACCACUGGAGUCUACUGUGAACAGAUGAGGCAGAACUUCAACUAAUGCUGUUUAUCUAUAAGUGAUCCAUCUUUCAGGAGCCAUGAAUUAUUGUGGAUGUCUUCUGCUUCCUUUCGUAUUUGAAAAAAGACACAUAUACUAUUGCAGUUCUGGCCUUUUUCUACAGAUGGCAUCCUGUUUUAUGUUGCACAGCACUUACAAGCACAAUCAGGUGAUUUUUUAUGAACCUCUUUAGUAAAUGGUUCUGUUCAACUUCGCUACAACCUUGGUAACAGAACUAUCAUUCUAGAAACUCUAAAAAUAACUAUUACUGCAAGCACUUGGCAUGUAAUUAGAGCCGGAAGACUUGGUGCAGAAGGCUACCUGGAUCUGGAUGGGAUGAACGUAACAGAAAAAGGCAACAUUAAAAUGAGCUACCUGGACACACAUACUGACUUCUACGUUGGAGGUGUGUCAUCCUUUCUUGUAAAUCCCAUGGCAACAGCAAAUGAAGCUGUAGGUUUUCAAGGUUGUGUCUGAGAAGUUAUUAUAAAUAAUGAAGAAUUACAAUUAACUGAAUUGGAAGCAAAAGAUGGUUCCAAUGUAGGUGAUUGUGAUGGGACAGCCUGUGGGUACGCGUGCAGAAGUAGGGGGAAUAGCACCCCUUUUUUUUGCAGGUGUUUGCCACAGUGGACUGGAAAUACAUGUGACCAGUCUGUGUGCGGUUUGAAUCUUUGUCUCCACCAAUCUAUAUGUACACCUGACCAGUCAUUCUCUUACAGUUGGUCCUUGGGUUGAAUGGGAAGGUACUGUGAGAAAACUUCAUUUUCAACUGUAAAAUUUAUGAGUAAUUCUUACAUUAAAUACAUUGAUCCACACUAUAGAAUAAGAAACCUUCAGUUCACUAUUGUAUCCUUAAAUUUCAGUACUACUGAAAGAGAAGGCUUAAUUGUAUGGAUAGGAAAGGCUCAAGAAAAUGAUUUCCUGGUAACUGGUCUCCAUAAUUGGGCCUUGAAAAUAGCAGUUAACUUAGGAGAAAGUAUCUCUGUACCUAUGAUUUAUAGCCAUGUUACAUUCUGCUGUAAUGCAUGGCAUAUAAUUCAAAUCACUCUUAUUAAGGCCUACCUAGAUGGCAAUCUAAUCCUCUCUGAGGAUAUUGAUCCCCCAAAAUUUGUUUCUCUAAACUAUGGUGGUAUUACUUAUCUAGGGGGCUUUGGAUAUGGCCAAAAGGUAAACACUGUUACUCAAGAGAUUUUCUUAAAAGGUUUUGUUGGUAAAAUUAAAGAUGUAUUUUUUCAGGAUUCAAACAAAAUUGAGUUAAUUGAAUCAGAAGGAUACAAUGUUUAUAAUGGAGAUGGAGAAAAUUAGAGCAAGGUUUCCCAAAGUGUAGUAGUCCUAGGAUCUUUACAGGGGAUAAAAAGUACUUCUUUUCCUAACAAAUCCAUGAAUGCCAGAUUUUCUUCCUCUGUUUCAAACAAAAUGACCAAAACACUGCAUGAAGAAGCAAAUAAGAGAACCCAGCUAUCUUAA